AUGACGCUGUUCUGUCUAUGCCAAGGAAAAGACAAGAAGGGAGAGGACAGGAAAAGAGAAAAAGGCCGUACCGCCGGCGGACGCAGCAAAAAGCAGUCAAAGAAGGCAGAAAUCGCGUCCUCGAGCGCAACCCCUACCACGACGACUGCAACUACCACGACGACAACGGCGACAGCCACGCGUAGGAUCGAACCGCGGGGCGAGGCGUCCAUAUUGGCGCUUGCGCUGGCGGAGUCGCCAGAGGAAGAGGAGCGCGUUCUGCCAGACCUGCUCCGAGAAAUGCAGGAGGCGGAGAAGCAGGCCCGCCGGCUGAAGACGACUCUCAAGAGAAGCCCGCGGGCAAAGGGCCCAUCAUCAGGUGCUGCCGGCGCUGGCACAUAA
Messenger RNA from Purpureocillium lilacinum, 381 nucleotides. RefSeq lists its product as uncharacterized. Lineage: Eukaryota; Fungi; Ascomycota; Sordariomycetes; Hypocreales; Ophiocordycipitaceae. The record is from RefSeq and is a predicted model, not a curated record.